This is a messenger RNA of Larimichthys crocea (large yellow croaker), 2607 nucleotides long. It is a transcript of the gene tex264b, whose product is annotated as testis expressed 264, ER-phagy receptor b. The transcript has 4 exons. The record is from RefSeq and is a predicted model, not a curated record. Lineage: Eukaryota; Metazoa; Chordata; Actinopteri; Sciaenidae. Gene Ontology annotation, cellular component: replication fork; endoplasmic reticulum membrane; autophagosome membrane. The coding region runs from base 241 to 1170 and encodes 309 amino acids. Gene Ontology annotation, biological process: reticulophagy; protein-DNA covalent cross-linking repair.
GGUCCCUUCCAGGAAAUGCCGUGCAAUGUGUAAGCUGGCGGUUUAAGUUCAGCCGGAGAAUCAAACAUCUUUGGUUCAGUCUAUUAUUUAAUGCACGGUUCAGUUCAAACAUAACUAACCGACUGAAAAACAGCAAAACAUUUCUUUAAAAAAAAAAAAAGUCAGACUGCUGCAGGAAAUAGAAGUGUGUUGAGAAAGAGCUAAACUAAAUAACUGUUCCUGUUGUUGGUCCGAGCCACCAUGCUCGGCUGCCUCAGUCUGUGUGCGCUCAUCAGCCUGGUCAGUCUCCUGACAGUCGCUGCUUACAUGUUAUACUCGGGUUUGCUCUCAGGCAUCACCAUAUUCACUGGCUCUCCUCCCAUAAAGAAGAUCACAUUCGCCUACAAAUUCACAGAGCAACCGUACAGAAACCGUGGACAACUUUUUAGGGAGUCCUUAAAAAUUGGACCAAAGCUGGCGUGUAUCGGUGUUUAUUAUGAUGCCCCUAAUAAGGUGCCAGGAUCACAAUGCCGCUAUGCUGUGGGCAGCAUUCUGAGCGAGGGAGAAAACAAGGCAGACGAGGAGCUUCUGAAGAGCUAUGAGACAUCGGGCUUUAAUAUCUUUUCCUUUCCCGAAGUCACACACGUGGUCACUACCUCGUUCCCCUGCAGGACGCUUUUCUCUAUCCGUCUGAUAGUAAUGAGAGUUUACCCACGGCUAGAGAACUACAUCAAGAAAAAGGAUCUGUGCGCGCAUCCGACUCUUGAGAUCUACAGAGAAGGUCAGAUCCAGUUCAUGGUGCCCUUGGCUCGACAGGGAGAUUUCUAUGUGCCUGAAAUCAGAAAAGUAGAAAGGAGGCUGUCAGAACAAGAGGAAUCACACAGUGACACAGACAUCUCAGGUGCAGACUCGAACAGUGAAUACAGCUCAGGGAGUGGGGUUCUCUUGUCAGACAGCAGAGAGUCGUCCCCGGCGGCGUCACCGGACCGCUCUGCGCCUCUCCAGGAUCAAGGGGAUAGAAACUACAGACGGAGAGACUCAAGGGGAACCUCAUUUAGGGAGUUGGACUGGGAGCAGCCUGGUGGACAGCAGGCAGAGAGAGAGGAUUGGUUUCAUGGAGACUCCAAUCAGAAGAGCCUAGAGGCUCCCACUCAGGAGAGGUGGUGGGGUGUCGUUGGAGGAGAGGAGUAAGCGUUAAAAGUGAGACAUAGUGAGGAUGAGCGUAUAAAGAAAUGAAAUGGAAGUACAGAUUAUACAAGCAUGUCUCACUAUGAGUUUUUAUGAAAAGGUAAUAUUCUAUAUUUUUGUUAUUGUGAGCAAAUCCAAUGAAAAAAACAAAACUUACAAUUUCUCAAUACUUUCAGAUUUCCCUGCUAUUAUUUCCAAAAGAAGUGUUUAAUCUAAUAUAUAGCGUAAGCUAAAAAAAAAGAAAAGAAAAAGGGUCAAAUAAUUUCCUUAAACAGCUGGCCGCUGUGUUUUUCAGCAAAUAUUUCUCAAACAAUAGCAACAAAACAGUGCAUUUGUCGAGGACCACUUCGCACGCUCUACAUGCUGCAUGCUCCAGUGAGCAUUUGCAGCAGCAGGAUGGAUGAACUCUGAAUAAACUACAGUGCCGCUGUUCAUUGUAAUGCAGCAGUGUUUCAGUAGGUUUGUUGAUAAUGAGAAAAAUCUAGAAUAAAACCAGACUUUUUUUAUUUUAUUUUUAUUUUUUAUCAGUUUUAAAGUGAAAGUACUGAAAUCUGACAGAUUUUCUCACAGAAAACAAUCUGCAGAACCCGUUCAGGUAGUCUGAAUUUCUUGAAACAUUUUUAUACAAGUGAGUUGUUUGUCAAAAUGAUGAAAGAUGACUGUAUGAGUAUUUGUCAGCCAAAGCAUUUUACUUGAAUGUAUUUUAUAUCUUCGGUUCAAAUAUUGUUGUAAGUUUGAUAGUUUUUGCUGUACUGAAUCAAUUUUGAUAUGCAAACAUAACAGGGGAGUCUGUUCAUGAUUCAUUUGUUUACAAAGGGCCCUCAUUUCGUUCAUUAAUAGCUGACAUAGGGCACUGAAAUUAGUAUAAGCACAUUGACCUCACCUGAAGUGAUCUAAACUGUGUUUUUUAUGGUUGUUUUUUUUAAUGCCUGGUGUUGUGUAUUUUACCAAGGCUGUGUGUUGGGUGUAGUUUGUGAUGCACAUGUCUUAAUGUUACUUCCUUUCCAAAGAGAAAGGUGUGAAUGAGUGCAUAAUUACCUCCUUCCUGUACUCCUCCCAAGCACCUCUGAGAUUGAGGACAUGAUUAUGGGGAGUGGGCAGCCUGCUGUCGUGAUCAGUCAAGGAGAAAGAUGACAAGACAAGUGGGCUGACCAUUAAUAUUCAUUUCACUAUCACUGAAGGCAAAGCUCGUUGACUCUACCUUGUAUUUACAGUCACUCUACAUCGUGCCUCACAUCCUCAAAUUAUCCUCACAUUCGUUCGCAGCCCCUUCAUUUUCUGUUUAGCCGUGAUAUUCUGUUAUUUUACUUUCUCGACCCUUCUCCCGUCUGCCAUCUCUUUGCACAGGCUAAUUUCUGUUUGCUUUUUUUUCCUCCCCUUUUGUUAUUUUUCUCUCGUCUCCCGCUGAAAUAAAUAUGGCAGCUGAGGCCUGAAAGACCA